This is a messenger RNA of Labeo rohita (rohu), 6828 nucleotides long. RefSeq names its product A kinase (PRKA) anchor protein 12b (gene akap12b). Gene Ontology annotation, biological process: regulation of protein kinase C signaling; signal transduction. The record is from RefSeq and is a predicted model, not a curated record. Gene Ontology annotation, cellular component: cytoplasm. Gene Ontology annotation, molecular function: protein kinase A binding; calmodulin binding. NCBI's taxonomy places the organism in Eukaryota, Metazoa, Chordata, Actinopteri, Cypriniformes, Cyprinidae.
UGAACCUACAGACCCGUUUCAACACUUUCCAAAGCAGACAACCCUCGGGACGGACUGCAGGGCGCAUUUACACGGGCUGUUGGAUACCUACUUCCUUUUGAACGCUCGUUAUUUUACUAAGAGUGGAGAAACAGCGACGUUAUUCAUCAUGGGAGCGACACCAUCCGUGCAGCGGGACGCGAAGAGCCCUGAAGAUGCGCCAGAGGACAUCGGCGCGGAGCUCAGCGACACUCAGGAUGGAGAAAACGUAGACGGCAAGCCUCUUCAGAAGAAUGGACAGAUCUCCAUUUCCAGUCUUAAUGGGAAGACAGAUGACCAGACAGAGUAUAAUGGCCAUGCUGAGGAGAACCCACCGGCUGAGGUUGGCCAGACGGACACCAUCAGCCAAAAAGAAGACAGCCCUGAAACAAUUGAGGUGCAUCAGGAAGAGGCUGCCCCUCAGGUUAAUGGAGAGAAAGAAGACGAUUCUGCAAAUGCAGAUGAAAUUACAACAAUUACCACAGAAGAGAAGGCAGUAGAGGAAAAACAAGAGGAGGCCAAUGAGGUGGGUUUCAAGAAGAUCUUCCGUUUUGUUGGAUUCAAGUUCACACUGAAGAAAGACAAGAAUGAGAAGACUGAGCCUGUGCAACUGCUGACAGUGAAGGAAGCAGAGGUUGGUGAAGAUGCAACUUCUGAGGAAAAGAGAGAGGAACCUGCAACAGAGGAAGACAAACCUGUUGAAGACAAAUCACCAGAAACUGCAGAAAAAGAGCAAGAGCAAGAGACCACGACUGAAGAAGUGACUGAUAAGGCAGAAGAACCAACAGACCAAACUGUAGCUGAAGCUCCAUCAGAGACUGAAAAGGCCAGCGAGGAGGUGACUGAAAAAUCUGCUGAAGAAGUGGGGACAAUAUCAGAGAAAGAACCAGAGCAAGAAGUGCCAACUGAGUCGCCCACAAGUCCACCCUCUCAAGAGACACAGAGUCCCUUUAAGAGAUUUUUCACUCAGGGAAUCUUUUCUAACCUGCGGAAGAAGGCAAGCUUCAAAAAGCCCAAAGAUGAGGAGCAAGUCAAGGAAAAGUCUGCAGAGGAGGACAUUAAGGAAACUGAGGAGACAGCAGAGGGUGUUACUGAGGUUACAGAGGAAGCUAAGGAGGAUGCAGAGGAAGCUAAAGUGGAUGCAGAGAAAGAACCAGCUGAGGGUGAGCAGGUAGAGAAACUUUCUGAAAAGGUUGAAACUAAAGCUGAAACUGAAACAACAACUGAAACAACACCCACUGAGACAGAAGAGCCACAAGAUGUUAAAGUAGAAGCUGAGGCUACAAGUGAAGCUGAAAUUCUGACUCAGACUGAGACUGCUGAAGCUCCAGCUGCUGAAACUGCUGUUGAAGCUCAAACCACCGAUGAUUCUAAACCAACAAGUGACAAGCCAGAUGUUUCAGAAGCGGUGACAACUGAAGCUGAAAUCCUGUCAUCUCAGGAGAAAUCCAAGGCUCAGGGAAGCCCACUUAAGAAGCUGUUUACAGGAGCAGGGCUUAAAAAGCUGUCAUCCAAAAAGCAGAAGAGUAAGAAAGAAGUAGAAUCAAAGCAAACAGAACCAAGUGAACAAGUUGCUGAAAACAUCCAGUCAUCCACCGAGUCAGCUGAGCCCCAGAAACCUGACAGCGGAGCAUCUUCUCCUGAAGAAUCUGGUGAGCAUCUUGUAGGGGAGGUUGUUCAAGCUGAGGUGGCUCAGGCUGAGGUGGCCCAAGCUGUGGAGACUGAUGGUGAACCAGCCACUUCUGACAGUGAGAAGAAGAAAGAUGGAAUUUUACCUUGGUCCUCUUUCAAAAAACUAGUCACUCCAAAAAAACGUGUCAAAAGGUCCUCUGAGAGCGAGGAUGAAGCUCCUGGAGACAAACCCAAAUCUUCUACCCUAUCUUCAACUGAGAGUGCUGUCUUUGAUGAGAAGACGGAUGAGCCUAAACCUUCUGAAGAGGUACCAUCUGAGUCUAAAGAAGAGUCUGAGGCAGAAUCAAAGGCUGAGCCAAAAGCUGAGAAGCCUGAACCGGUUGCAGAGGAACCAAAACGAAAAAUGGAUACAUCUGUGUCCUGGGAAGCCCUUAUUUGUGUGGGGUCAUCUAAAAAGAGGGCCAGAAAGACUUCUGAUUCUGAUGAUGAAGAACCUAAGAUUGAGGAAGAAGUGCAGCAGGCAGGAGAAGAGCAGGCAAAGACCACAGAGUCCCCUCUUGUAAGCUCUGGUGAAGCUGACCAUGAGAAUUUGGCUUCUUCACCUGAACCAGAGGAAGAACUUGUGUCUACCUGGGAAUCUUUCAAGAGACUGGUAACCCACAGAAAGAAACCUAAAGCAGAAGACAAGUCUGAUGAAGCCUCAGGCCCAGAGCACACAACCUCUGACAGUGAAGUCCCCAAAGAAGAAUCUUCUUUCUCUUUGAGGAAACUAAUUCCACGCAGAAAGAAGAAGUCUGAUGGUAAACAAGAGCAGGUCUCUUCUGACAUUGGCUCUGCAGAGGAUGAUUCUGACACUCCAGCGGUGGUGCCUCUUUCAGAAUAUGACAGUGAACCAGCUGCAGAAGUUGCAGUCAAGGCGGAGGAAGUGAAGCAAGAAUCUGCACCAGUCACUCAGGCAAAAGCCUCAGCUGAGGAUAGAUCGCCAUCUUGGAUCUCAACCACUGUGGAAAAUGUUGAGGAUGAGACAGAGGGAAAGCAAUUAAGUGACAUACCCGAAGAAGGAGACACAGCUGCCACACCCAAAUCGACUGAUAACACUAUUGCAGAGGACAUUGUUGAGCUUACAUCAGAAGCAGUUACAGCCCUUGAACAAGUAGAGGAAACUGAAAUGGUUUCUGCUGUUUCACGUGUUACAGCAUCACCAGUUACAUCAGGCGAGACAACUCCUGUCCCAGGUGAUGGUGUAGAGAAGAAGACAGAUGUAGUACUACAAGAAGCUGUGGAAACUGUCAGUGUUACCACAAGUGCCAUGGCUGUCACCAUGACUAAAGAGCAGGAAGAAGUAGUUACAGUCACUACUGAUGCUCUUUUGGUCGAGUCAGUUAUGAAGGAAGAGAAAACAGUCUUGGUAGCACAUGAGAAAACAGAUGCAACUACUGUUUGCACUGGCCUUGACACUGAUGAAAUAAAGGUGAUGGAAGAAGAAAUUCUCACUCAGAAGCCUUCGGUAGAGUCGGUAACAGUUGUUAGCCAGGUGCUUGUCACAGAGUUGGCUGUUGAAGACAAAACACAGGAGCCUGAAAAGGCCAUUGUGACUGAGGUUGAGGUUCAUGAGGCUCAGAUGAGUGGAGAUAAGACAGAGCCCGAAAAAGCCAGUGUGACUGAAGUUGAGGUUCAUGAGGCUCAGAUGAGUGGAGAUCAGACAGAGCUCAAAGAAAAUGCGGUUGAGGAGAAAGCACAUUAUGAGGAGAUAAAGGAGACACCUAAAGCUGAGACUGUGACUGAUCUCCAAGAAGUAGCAGCAGUCAAAGUGGCACUCAUCAAUGCUGUACAGCAGGAACCAGAGAUUCUUGAAGAGCCGGUGGUAGCAGAAAAAUCCCCUCAAGUUGAGGCUGCAGGUCCUGCUGAACCAACUGUUGAAGAGUCCAUCUGUACCCAAACUGUAGAAGUCACCGAAGUUGCUGUUGCUGAAGGUGAGAAAGUGCAAGAACUAGAGGAUGUUAAAGAAGCUAAAGCCGCAGUUGAGGUAGCGUCUGUGGAGGGAGUUGCCAUGGCUGUAACAGAGGAGGUCAUGGCAGCCUUUCCAGAGGUGCCCGCUUCUCAAACUGCUGGGUCUACAGAAGAUACCGUUCCUGUUAUAGCCACCCCUGAAGAAUUUGCAGUCAUCAAAGAGACUGUUUGUGUUGUAAGCUCAACAACUGAGAUGACAGAAUCCCAUUCAGUAGACCUAGCUCAUGAAAUUGUUAUGGAAAAGGUUCCUCUUGUUCCCACAAGUGACCACAAAAUCCAGAUUGUAGUGAAUGAUGCUGAGGUUGUCUCUGCUCAAGUUGUUGAGGAAAAGUUAGAAGUAAUCUCAACAAAAGUUAGUGUUGUGGUUGAGGAAGUUAUUGAGAAUGUGACAGAAGAAACUGAAGUGAUCCAAACAACCCAAGUGACAGAAGCAGAAAUCAUCGAGAAACAAAGCAGUGUUAUUGUGCAAGAGGUCAUUCAAAAUGUUGUAGAGAACCUUGCUGAGGCACAUGCAGAACAAAAAGUGUCUGAGAAGACUACUGAGGAGGUAGAAAGCUGUACCACAGCAGAGGAUGUCAAAUUUGAAGUGGCCCCAGCAGUUUUGGGAAUGAUUGAGGAAAAACUUUCAACAGAAGUCGUUUCAGAGGAAAAAGCUCCACUAGAAACAAGCCCAGAGGAGCCAAAACCAUCUGAUGAUAUCUGCAAAGAUGAUGAUGAACAAACUUGCAUUGUCACUGAGAAACCAAUGAAAACAGUCAGCGACGCUAUCCUGAUUACAGAAACGGUCCAGGUUUCCAUCACAGAUGAUAUCCAACCUCAAAAUGAAGAGGUUGCCACAGUCUCUGUGGAAGAUGUGCAUCAAGAAACAGAGGUAACAAAAAGUGAAGUUGAACUUAAGCAGGCAGAAGAGAAAACUUUGAGUGGGACCACAGAAAGUGAAGAAGGAAAAAGUGAAGUUGAGUCACAUAUCAAGGAAGUGCCAACAGAAGUCCAGCCAGAGACACAAGCUUCAGAGGUUUCAGAAGCCAUACCAGAAGAAAAUAUGACAGAAACAUCUGUUACAAGUGCAAGUCAAGACCAGAUUGUGGCUGAGCAGUGUCAAAUGGCACAGGAGGUACAGAUUGAAACUGCACAGGAAUUUAACGUUGGUGUCAUAAAUGUCAUAAAUGCAGAUGAUGUACCUGUUCAAGACACUGAGACAAACAUGAAAGAAGAAAGUUCAGAUGGUCAGGAAUCAGAAGACAAGCGUCAAAAAGACUUGGAAGAACCUCAAACGGACGUUUCAACACAGGACACGACGAACCAGGGAGAGUCCACAGAUCCAGAUUGUCAAAAGACAGAUGCUAAAAAUGUACCUGCCAAACUGGAGACUGCUACUGAGAAGACAGCAAAUGCCAAUGCAGUGGAGGAGGUCGUGAAUGAGAUCGAGCCUGUCUCCACAGAGGUUGUCACAGUGUCAUGAGCAGUCUGCAUGUAAAAAGCAGUCAGAUGACUGGGGCACAGAGCUUUCCAGAAAGCAGGAAGUGAGUGGCAGCCAUGGAGGACACUAAGAGACAGUGCAUAAGACUCAAGGCCAAUCUCCCUUCUCUCUCUCUCCUUUAAUCCAUCCAUUCAUCCCUCUUUUCCUUUUCCAAAUUCCUCAUAACUCAGCUGCCAUAUCAUGAGGUCUCCGGCCUCACUGGACUCACUGAGGGAUGUCCCUUACUCCCACUUUCCUGUAUUUUGCCAAAUUGCAUCAGAUGCAUUAUUUUAGUUCCCACCUGUAACUUUUGUGAUGAACAUUUUUUUUAAAUUAGUUGUCAGCUGUCAAAAUGGAGAGUUUAUGUAUGAGUGGUUCUUGUAUGAGUGUGUGUCUGUGGUGUUGAAGUAGGAGGGUUGUUAUUUUUUGUAUAUUGUAUUUAUAUCUAAAAUAUUCUCUCAACCCUCUCAAACAUGUUCUAACCUUCUAAACUCGUUGAAAUCAUGGUCAUGCUGGUGUAAAACUACAAAAUAUUACAAAAAGUAAUUUUAACAAACAUGGUACAAAUACACCCUCUACAGCUAAAGCAACUGAAAAAGCGCAUAUGUAUGCUGUGGCUGUAAUGUGAAAAUGAGGUAAAAUGAACUCUGAUACACAAUAUCCAGCCAUUAUCAUCUCCGUUCUCACUGUAGAUAUACCACUUCUUCGUCCCUUACUGUGAAAUGUUGUCUUUUUAUUAUGUAUAUUUAUCAUGUACAAUCACAAUGAAUGAUUUCACCAUUAACGUGUGACAUUUGAGAUUCUGACGUUCAAUUUGAGUUGCUUUUAGUGGUACCCUGUGAAAAUAGACGAACACGAUGAUAAACGCCUGCAUGAGUAGGGAGCAUUUAGAAAAGGAUGCUAUUGUCUUCAAUGUGCACUUCACUGUUUCAUGGCCUUAGCGAACGCAUGUUUCAACACCAAAAAUGCACCUGAGGUUAAAAGAAAAUUGUGAGAUAAUUGUGCAAGGAGAAUUGUAUUAACACCAUGUAUUGGAAAACUGUCCAACACAGGUUACACGUGGUUUUGAUUCACAGAUAUGUGGGUAUUCAGUAAUAUAGUGUAGAAUAUUUUUCGCAUUCCUAAUCUCUGUAUCAAGGACUGUUAUUUCUUUGAAAGAUGUAGUAGAUGCCUUAUUGUCAGUCUCUUUGAAAUGAGUAUAUUAUAGCCAUACAUGCAGACAGAAAUGGCAAGGAAAGCAUUUCAGUUGUGCAUUUGGAUGAUGAUGGUGGCAAACUGUAAUUUGAUCUUUAAUAAAGAGGGUUUUUUAAAAUGAAAAUGCAUAUGCCAAAAUUCAAAGUGUUCAAAUGUAUGCUGGUCAACGUUUAGAAAAGUCUGCAAAUGACGGAGAUUGCACAUGGGUGCGUUGUUAUGUUGAAUAGAAAAACAGCUUUGCUACUACUGUCACGCUUUGAAUGAACAGCCCACUCACAUUCUUUUCUUAGCUUUUUAUAAUACAGUCUACUGUGAAGCUCUUUAACAUUUGUACAAAUUGUAUACCUACGUACCUUAAGUCAUAUUGUAAUAUUAACAAAUAACCAAUGAAAGCAUUAAGGAAUGUUAUAUACCAGUAGCAUGAGCCUCACCUCUUUUUGUAUUCUUCAAGCUGUUAAUAGUAUGGAUACAAAAUCAUGUCUAUAUUUCAUUCAAAUAAAGCUAGUGUAAAUCAA